AUGGACUCACUUUGGGUCAAGUGGGUUCAUAGUGUAUACAUUAAGGAGCAAGAUUUCUGGGAUCUGGUUCCUAAAAUGAGGGAUAGUUGGGGCUGGAAAAUGCUCUGUAAAGUAAGGGAUGAUCUAAAGCAAGGGUUUACUGAUAAUAGGUGGAUGAAUAGCAAGAUAAAAUUGCUACCUGUUAUAAGUAGCUUCAGGGAUCUGGUGAUAAGCAGCCUUGGACUAGCUGGCUAUGGUGUCUGUGACAGUGAUUUGUGCUUACUGUGUGGGGAGGAGCCUGAAACUAAAGACCACUUGUUCUAUACUUGCCCUUACAAUUUAAAAUGUAUAAAAGAGAUAUGUGCUUGGCUGGAUGUAUGUUUAGAUGGCUUAGGUUGGAAUUGA
Messenger RNA from Chenopodium quinoa (quinoa), 384 nucleotides. RefSeq lists its product as uncharacterized. Bases 1 to 384 code for a protein of 127 amino acids. Lineage: Eukaryota; Viridiplantae; Streptophyta; Magnoliopsida; Caryophyllales; Amaranthaceae. The transcript is spliced from 2 exons. The record is from RefSeq and is a predicted model, not a curated record.